ACCCAUUUCUACCUGCCACCCGUCACGCCCUUUCCCUCCUGUCUGCCUCUCUCUCCGGCCUCUGCCACCGUUCCAGCGUUUCCCCCCCUCGCCUCGUCUAGGGUUUUCCGGUGGGAUCUGUGAGGGAAUACGAACGAAAUAUCCAUUUCCUCUGGAGAAGAUCUCAUCGGAAAGCCCGGAGUCGCACGCUCUGACGAUAGCUGCUUGCCGAAGCGGAUCGGUCUGUACCCGAUUUCUUGGAAAGUAUACCUUUUCGCUGAAUCUGCAGUUUCGCGCGCGUUCGUGCGGGAGGGAACCUGGUCGCUCCACUGCGGCUCUCCACUGUUUUUAUACAAGUUCCUGCCAGGACUCGUCCGUGUGUCAGGCUUCCGGCGGCUUUUCAGGUGAGGAUCUCUCGCCUGCGGGAGCUCUCUUUUAUCCGGAGACAGUGAGUUUGGUUGGAUACUGAGAGUUUUUCUGGUGGCGUUUAGCUUGUUUACUGUCGGCCUUUUUGGGCGAAAGUCGGGCAACACCAUGCAGUCCGAGGCUGUUAAGAGUUUCCUGGAGAUUAUUCCCAUCGACAUGAUGUCUGCUAUCUUCUCCGGGAAGGCCGAUCUGCCGGAUUCCACCGGUCGGAGCUUCGGCGAGGACCCGAAGAUUCUCGCAAUCCUCACGACUUCGAUGGCUGUGCUCCUUGGAUGUGUUUUCCUGUUAGUUUGGAGAAAGUCAUUAGGGAGAAGCGCCGGGAAGACUGUCGCGGCAGCGCCGGUGGUGAAAAAGGUGGCCGUGAAGGAGGAGUUGGAGACCGAUCUGGGGAAGAAAAAGGUCACGGUCUUCUUUGGGACGCAGACUGGUACAGCAGAGGGGUUCGCGAAGGCACUAGUGGAAGAGGCGAAGUCACGGUAUGAGAAAGCAGUUUUUAAAAUUGUUGAUCUGGAUGAGUAUGCAGCAGAAGAUGAUGAGUACGAAGAGAAAAUGAAGAAGGAAAGUUUGGCUUUUUUUAUGGUAGCUACGUAUGGUGAUGGAGAGCCAACAGAUAAUGCUGCAAGGUUUUAUAAAUGGUUUACGGAGGGAAAAGAAAGAGGAACUUGGCUUGAGAACCUUCAAUAUGGUGUCUUCGGUUUGGGCAAUAGACAGUAUGAGCACUUCAAUAAGGUAGCUAAGGUGAUUGACGAGGCUCUCACGGAGCAGGGUGCAAAACGUCUUGUACCAGUGGGUCUGGGAGAUGAUGAUCAGUGUAUUGAGGAUGACUUUUCUGCAUGGAAGGAGCUUGUCUGGCCUGAGUUGGAUCAGUUACUCUGUGAUGAAUAUGACACUCCUGCAGUCUCCACUCCUUAUACUGCUGCCAUCCCAGAAUAUCGUGUCGUGUUUCUUGAUCCUGCCUCUUCUCUACAGGUAGAGAAGAGCUUGAGUUUUGCGAAUGGACACGCUAUCCAUGACAUUCAGCAUCCUUGCAGAGUUAAUGUGGCAGUGCGAAGAGAGCUUCAUCAACCAGCUUCAGACCGUUCCUGCACUCAUCUUGAGUUUGACAUCUCAGGCACUGGUCUCACAUAUGAAACUGGAGACCAUGUUGGUGUGUAUGCUGAAAAUUGCAUUGAGACUGUUGAAGGGGCAGAGAGGUUACUGGGAUAUGCUUCAAAUACUUUAUUCUCUAUUCAUGCUGACAAAGAGGAUGGUACACCUCUUAGUGGAAGCUCAUUGCCACCACCUUUCCCAUGUCCCUGCACUUUGAGAACUGCACUAACUCGCUAUGCUGAUCUUCUUAACCCACCCAAGAAGGCGGCUUUGGUUGCUCUGGCUGCUCAUGCAUCUGAUGCAAAUGAAGCCGAACGUCUAAAGUUUCUGGCAUCUCCAGCUGGAAAGGACGAUUAUUCACAAUGGGUCAUCGCCAAUCAGAGAAGCAUCUUGGAAGUGAUGGCAGAAUUUCCUUCGGCCAAACCUCCCCUGGGUGUUUUCUUUGCAGCAAUUGCACCUAGAUUGCAACCUAGAUACUACUCGAUCUCGUCUUCACCAAGGAUGGCACCAUCAAGGAUCCAUGUUACCUGUGCAUUAGUGGAUGGACCCACACCAACAGGAAGGAUCCACAGAGGUGUUUGUUCAACUUGGAUGAAGCAUUCAAUUCCGAUGGAGGAAACCCAUGACUGUAGCUGGGCUCCCAUUUUUGUGAGGCAGUCAAAUUUCAGGCUGCCAUCAGAUCCUUCCACUCCCAUUGUUAUGGUGGGCCCUGGCACUGGGCUGGCACCCUUCAGGGGGUUCUUGCAGGAACGGCUUGCGCUGAAAGAAGCUGGUGCACAACUGGGUACAGCCUUGCUCUUCUUUGGAUGCCGAAACCGAAGCAUAGACUUCAUCUAUGAGGACGAGUUGCAUAAUUUCGUGAAAUCUGGCGCUGUGUCUGAACUUGUUGUUGCUUUCUCGCGUGAAGGACCUACCAAGGAAUACGUCCAGCACAAGAUGAUGGAGAAGGCGGCAGAUGUCUGGCAGAUAAUAUCACAAGGUGGACAUGUGUUCGUCUGUGGUGAUGCCAAAGGCAUGGCCAGGGAUGUUCAUCGAGCACUGCACACCAUCGCCCAGGAACAGGGUUCAAUGGACAGUUCCAAGGCUGAGGGCUUGGUGAAGAACCUGCAAACCGAAGGAAGGUACCUGCGUGACGUGUGGUGAUUUCCCCGCCUGCAGGCCCGAGGGCGUCCCAACGAACUGCCAAGUUUCCGAUGAAAUCAGAGGAUGCGCUGUUUAUUUACCCAUACCUUAGAAUUUCGGAGAGAGGGUCGCCACACUGUGACCGCAAAAGUGAACUUCCGGCAGACAGGGUUUAUAGUUUGAUAAUGGAGUUUGGAAAUAUCAAUUCUUUUGUCCAUUAGUUUUGGUUUUGAGUUUGUAUAAUUUAUCUGUUUAUUAGUAGGAAACGAAGGGUUUAAUAAUUGACUCAUAUUGUGAUGUCAGUUACAAGAAGCAGUAACUGAGACUCGGGUUGUAAACAUAUAUCGAUUCGCUAAUAGUGAUAUUAUAUCUUGUCGAA
This is a messenger RNA of Nymphaea colorata (pocket water lily), 2995 nucleotides long. Its product is annotated as NADPH--cytochrome P450 reductase 1-like. NCBI's taxonomy places the organism in Eukaryota, Viridiplantae, Streptophyta, Magnoliopsida, Nymphaeales, Nymphaeaceae. Bases 514 to 2637 code for a protein of 707 amino acids. The record is from RefSeq and is a predicted model, not a curated record. The transcript has 18 exons. Gene Ontology annotation, molecular function: NADPH-hemoprotein reductase activity; FMN binding; flavin adenine dinucleotide binding. Gene Ontology annotation, cellular component: cytosol.